AUGACUUUGAAUAAUAUAAAGAGAGAAGAUUUAUCUGUCAAUGGUAGAAAUCAAUCAUUAUCAGGUAUGUUAAAUCAAUCCAUGCCUCUAGCUGCUAUCUUCUUAAGAAAUAAGUUUUUGGCCUGGUUUGCAGUUGUUCAAGGUAUGCAUUAUCUAUUAAAUACAGAUCGGGAACAAGCUGCUCGUGAUGCUGCUGCUAAGGAUCCAACUGGUUUGGAUCAAUCUCCUUUCACUAGACUUUUGAUCGCUAUGGGGGCUAUCUUGGUAUGCUAUAUCGAUUUCGUAUUACCUCAAAAAUAA
Messenger RNA from Maudiozyma saulgeensis, 300 nucleotides. Lineage: Eukaryota; Fungi; Ascomycota; Saccharomycetes; Saccharomycetales; Saccharomycetaceae. The record is from the annotation of a GenBank genome assembly.